Messenger RNA from Drosophila takahashii, 1067 nucleotides. RefSeq names its product Mediator complex subunit 30 (gene MED30). Gene Ontology annotation, biological process: positive regulation of DNA-templated transcription. NCBI's taxonomy places the organism in Eukaryota, Metazoa, Arthropoda, Insecta, Diptera, Drosophilidae. The record is from RefSeq and is a predicted model, not a curated record. Gene Ontology annotation, cellular component: mediator complex. Gene Ontology annotation, molecular function: transcription coregulator activity.
UAUCGAUAUCCGCAUUGUAUAUUAUUUUGUUUAUUUCUACAAGUUUUUUGCAAAAUGUGGAAAUACGGGCAAAACCAAGGCAACCAAGGCGGCGGUGGCUACCCGUUCCCGCAGCAGAUGCAACAGCAGCAGCAGCAGAUGAUGCAGCAGCAGCAAAUGGGCAUGAUGGGCGGCCCGGGCGGCAUGCAGAUGAAUCCGCAGGUUCCCCAAGGAGGACCCGGCAAUCUGAUGCCCGGGAUGUCGCCGCAGCACCAAAUGCAACAGCAGCAGAUGAUGCAGCAGCAGCAACAGAUGAUAAUGCCGCAGCAGGGAGUUGGAGGCGUGGGAAUGGGCGUGGGCAUGGGAGGAGGAGGAGGGGUGAUGCCCCAGCAGCAGCAGCAACCGCAACAGCAAAACCUUCCCCAGCAACAGCAGAACAUUCCCCAACAGCAACUCAAUCCCGUGGGCGGCGGAAUCCCACCUGGCGGAGGCGGCGGCGGCGCAGGCACCAACAACAUGCUCGCCAUCUCCCAGCAGAAUCCCCACAAGGAGAUCAACAUCGUGCAGCUGUCCCGCUUGGGCCAGGAAACCGUCCAGGACAUCGCCUCGCGCUUCCAGGAGGUCUUCGCCUCGCUCAAGAACAUCCAGCCCACCUCGCACCGGGACAACAACACCGAGAAGAAGGUGCAGGAGUACUUCCGCACCAUCCGGCUGCUCUUCAAGCGGGUGCGCAUCAUCUACGAGAAGUGCAACGACGCGGGCAUGGACUACAUGAGCGCCGAGAGCCUGAUUCCCUACAGGGAUGAGCCGGAGCCGCGGAUCGAGCCCUCGCAGUGCGACGAGUACCGCAAGGUCCUGCAGGAGAACCACGAACUCAUCGAGACCGUCAAGUUGAAGAACAGGCAGCUUAGGGAGAUUAUCGACAGGACUCGCAUCAUCAUCUGGGAGAUCAACACCAUGCUGGCCAUGCGGCGGUCUUAGGCUUAUAGGUUCUACUUAGAUAUGGUGUUAAGAAUUAAAUAAAAAUACAAAACAUUGCCAGCAAGGAAUCGAAAGGGUUUUAAUUGGGCUUUGCUAUGGAAUUUUUG